GUUUAUACCAGGCAAUCGGUUGAACUGAUCACUUGACCCGUCUAUUUGAUUUCAAUUUCCUUUGGGCCGUGAUAGUCGCCGUUGUACUAAUGUCUGGUAGUCACAAAUUGCUAAGGGAAUUCAGUGGAAUCGACAAAAUUUAUGUCGUUAAGCGAGAUGGAAGGAACGAAGUAAUUCAUUGCGAAAAAAUUACAAAACGUGUACGUGCUAUGUGCUAUGGUUUGAACGAGUCAUACAUUGACGUGGAAGCGGUAACUAAACGUGUAGUGUCUGGCUUAUAUCCGGGAGUGACUACUGUGGAAUUAGAUAAUCUGGCAGCCGAGACAUGCGCAAGCAUGAUAACAAAACAUCAUGAAUAUGCUAUUUUGGCUGCUCGUCUUGCCGUUUCAAAUCUACACAAGGAAACGAAAUCUAGGUUUUCAGAUGUUAUUGAAGAUUUGUUCGGUUACAUUAAUCUUCGAACCAAGAAGCAUUCUCCCUUAGUAACAAGAAGUCUUCGCGAUUUUGUUAGAGAAAAUGCCGAGCGGCUGGAUAAUGCCAUUGACUACCAGCGAGAUUACACGUACAAUUAUUUUGGGUUUAAGACUCUAGAGCGGUCUUACCUUUUAAAAAUAAACGGUAAGGUUCAUGAGCGACCACAGCAUAUGUUAAUGCGGGUAUCGAUUGGGAUACAUACGUCUGACAUCGACAGUGCCAUCGAGACGUAUAACCUGAUGUCUGAAAAAUGGUUUACACAUGCUUCACCGACACUUUUUAACGCUGGAACUCCCAAACCACAGCUUUCAAGUUGUUUUCUUAUCACUAUGAAAGACGAUAGUAUAGAAGGCAUUUACGACACGUUGAAAGAAUGUGCAAUUAUAUCUAAAAAUGCCGGGGGUAUUGGAAUAAAUGUUCAUAACAUCCGCAGUCUUGGGACCUACAUAGCUGGAACAAAUGGAGAAUCAAAUGGUCUUGUCCCGAUGUUGCGUGUAUUCAAUAGCACUGCACGAUAUGUUGACCAAGGAGGUAACAAGCGUCCAGGAGCCUUUGCCAUGUACUUAGAACCUUGGCACCCUGAUGUAUUUCAGUUCAUAGAAAUGCGGAAAAAUACUGGCGCCGAAGAGAUUCGUGCACGGGACUUGUUCUUUGCCCUCUGGAUACCUGACUUGUUUAUGCGCCGCGUUGAAUCUAACGAUAAGUGGACACUUAUGGAUCCUCAUGAGUGUCCAGGCUUGCCCGAACUAUGGGGCGAAAAUUUCGACAAUUUGUAUGAAAAAUAUGAGCGUGAAGGGCGUGGCAGACAAACAAUUAAAGCCCAGGAGCUAUGGUACGCUAUUAUUGAAUGCCAGAUUGAAACAGGCAAUCCAUUUAUGUUGUACAAGGAUUCUUGCAAUCGCAAAUCAAAUCACCAACAUCUAGGCACAAUUCGUUGUAGCAACCUAUGCACCGAAAUAGUUGAGUAUUCUUCACCAGACGAAACAGCUGUCUGUAAUUUGGCCUCUAUUUCAUUGGCAAAAUUUGUUGAUCGAGAUAAUCUUACGUUCGAUUUCGAUAAGCUACAAGAAGUUACAAAAGUCGUAACCAGAAAUUUAAACAAGGUCAUUGAUGUUAGCUUUUAUCCAGUUGAAGAGGCUCGCAGAUCAAAUAUGCGUCAUCGGCCGAUCGGUAUUGGGGUUCAAGGUUUGGCAGAUACAUUUUGUCUUUUGAGGUAUCCCUUUGAUAGUCCAGAAGCGGCAGACCUUAACAAACGUAUAUUUGAAACAAUGUACUUUGCAUCUCUGGAUGCGUCAUGCCAGCUAGCGGUUGACCAAGGGACAUAUGAGUCAUAUCAAGGUUCUCCUGUCAGUAAGGGUAUACUUCAGCCUGAUAUGUGGGGUGUAGAUACGGAGGAGCUUUCCAAAGUGUCUGGUUUAGAUUGGAGUGGAUUACGUGCUCGAAUAAAAAUGUAGGUACUACAAAUUCUUACAUUACUUUCCAAAUAUCAUUGCUCUUAUGAAUGAAGAGGUGGAUAAUAUCGGUAGAUUUUUAUCACCAUUUGUCUUUGGAUUACACCAGGUUCGGUAAGCUUUUUUUCCACCGUACAAAUACCUAAUAUCAGUUAUUGAGUCAGGUACCAAGACAAACCACUAAUUUGUUCUUAGUAAGUAUUACUGUAUCAGUGGUUAUGCUACUCAACUUUUAAUCGCUAGAUCUUGGGGUUCAUACUCUAUUUCAUCUGCUUUAAUUCCGAUAGCUAGAUGGAACCACUAAACUAUCGCACCUGAAGUUUUGUUCAAAGGUGAAUACAUAAAGUCGUUCUUGGUAAAAGCUACAUAAUUAUUACGAUUUAGUGGAUUCUGAUAAAUAAGAAUUCUGUGCCUAUUCACCAGUGAUGUCACCCGGUAUGCUACAUUGUACUUAGAUUAUGUAGAUUCCCUGGAUACUUUAGACGACCGACUUCGCUUUUAUAGUGGUUACAACUCCCGGUUCACCAAAUAAAUACGAUUAGUAAGACUAUUCAGUCUGAUUUAAAAUGGUCAGUUUGACCGAUGUGAAGUUUGUUUUGAACUUGUUAGACACUUGACCGAUAAGUGGCGUUUAACCUCCAGAUUUGAACAUUUGAUUUCAUUUCGUUUUGUGUAGAAAUUUCAUUGGUUUUCUAGCUCAGAUUGCUAAGGGAAAAAGUGAGGACUGUUAAACGUAACAAUUAACAUGUUUCAUAUAUCGCUUUUAAAAGUAAGCAAAAUGCAACAAAAGCAUGUGGAUUGUGUGCUGGAUAGUUUUCUGUUUUGAAGUGACUAGUAACAAAAUGUACGAAAUACCAUUAAGUAAGAGACGUUAAGUGGAUUUUACAUUAAUAAUGGUGUAUGAGUACUAAAAGUAGUAGUUUCGUCUUAGAAGUUCACAUAUUUGAUUAACACCUGUUAUUUCACUGUUCAUAUCACAUCUCGUGUCAUUAUUCGGUACUGAUAAUCCACUCCUAUUAGAAUCAAAAUAUGGGUAAGCUGGCGCGCUUAUGAUGACUUUAUUUUAUUAUCUUGUACAUUGAAAUAUGAUUCACACACCUUCGAAUGUAGGAAAUCUUUUCUUUUACCUAAGGUAUGGUUUGCGCAAUAGUCUCCUGUUGGCCCCCAUGCCAACAGCAUCAACAUCUCAGAUUCUUGGGAACAAUGAGUCUACUGAACCCUUCACAAGCAACGUAUUUUCUCGCCGCGUGUUAAGUGGUGAAUUCCAGAUUGUGAAUCCAUAUCUUCUUGAUGAUCUUACUAAAUUAGGGUUGUGGUCGGACGAACUUAAAACAGCGAUUGUUUUGAAUCAGGGUUCUAUUCAACAUAUCGAUGGAAUUCCUAAGGAGUUAAAACCUUUGUACAAGACAGUAUGGGAGAUUUCGCAAAAGAAGAUUAUCGAUAUGGCUGCAGGUCGUGCCCCAUUUAUUGACCAGAGCCAGUCUCUUAACUUACAUCUCGCCCAACCGAACUAUGGAAAAAUAACAAGUAUGCAUUUCUAUGCUUGGAGAAAGGGUCUGAAAACAGGUAUGUACUAUCUGCGAACACGACCUGCUGCUGAUCCUAUCAAGUUCAGUGUAGACAAAACUAUUCUGCGAGUGCUUACUGAUUCUACAACAAAAACAAAUGAACCUCAAAAUAAUGAUUCAAUUGAUCAAACUGUUGAAGCUAUAGAAGAACUUCGAAUAAUGGAGGAAAUACAGAAACGGAAUGUGGACGCUAUUGCUUGUAGUCUGAACAAUCCCGAAGGGUGCUUAAGCUGCCAAGGAUAAUAUAACCUAACUUGUCAAAAUUUAUUUUUGUCAAUGUGCUUUCUAAUUGUAACUAUUCAGGAAGAUUUUAUAAAUGAAGAGUUUUAUGUUAUUUUAUCAUGAGUAUUAUGUAAUGAUAGAUCUCCUAAUUCUUGAUAUUAUAUUAUUUAAUCACUUUUGUCUAGCUUUUCUUUAUACAUAUUGAAGUUUGGAUCAUUUGACUCAAUGAUUUUCUAAGCGUUGGACUGCUAGUGGAUUCAUACUUUUAGAUGUGAAGCGCGUUAUUGAAUACUGUGAUAUGUGCACUAAAUUUUACUCCCUUUCAAAUUCUAGGGAAUACAGACCAAGAAAAGCAUUGAUGAAAGAAGAACCACAGCAGCGUUAGUAUUGCCUACUCUGUGGUCCGACCACAUACAACAUUACGAGGUGAUAUAUUUUAGGAAAUUUGCAAUCGUGUUUUUAAGUCAAGGUAAGAUUAGAACUAUAUGUUCACUUUAUAGUGGAAUGCUGAUUGCGACUUAUGUUAAUAAGAAAGUAAUCUGGUGUUUUGACUGAUUAAUUAGACUCAUAUCAUUAAUGUCAAGGCUUUAUCACACUUCCUAUAAACAUACUAUGCGGUGAUGAUAUUUUAUCUCACUUCAGGGGUUCUGAAUAGCUGUUUUUUUCAAUAUAGAAGGGUACAUUGUCUAUGAAUUACUAGUCGAUGAAAUACUAAUUACGUAAAACCAGUUGUUAGAUAAACAGAACAAAAAGCAUUACCUAUAAAGUCUAGGCUGAAUAUGAGAAUACUUUAUGCUCGAAAAAAUAGACUCAGGGGAUGUAGAGUAUUCCAGCAUCAUUCCGCCACUAGGAGAUGUAUCAAAGUCGAACGCUACCUUCGGGUAAACCAAGACGAAAGUGGUAAGUUACCAAUUGCUAUGUCUUAUUAGCCCAGAAUAAGGUUGACCAUGCAUUCGCUUUACACUUUUAGUUUGUUCGAAGUCGGUGGUAUCCGAU
Molecule: messenger RNA, 4711 nt
Organism: Schistosoma haematobium
Lineage: Eukaryota; Metazoa; Platyhelminthes; Trematoda; Strigeidida; Schistosomatidae
Product: Ribonucleoside-diphosphate reductase large subunit
Exons: 9
Coding region: 90-1928 (612 amino acids)
Biological process (GO): deoxyribonucleotide biosynthetic process; DNA replication
Cellular component (GO): ribonucleoside-diphosphate reductase complex
Molecular function (GO): ribonucleoside-diphosphate reductase activity, thioredoxin disulfide as acceptor; ATP binding
Source: RefSeq, a predicted model, not a curated record